Molecule: messenger RNA, 2830 nt
Organism: Ostrea edulis (European flat oyster)
Lineage: Eukaryota; Metazoa; Mollusca; Bivalvia; Ostreida; Ostreidae
Product: dynein light chain Tctex-type 5-like
Exons: 1
Coding region: 612-1298 (228 amino acids)
Biological process (GO): microtubule-based movement
Cellular component (GO): cytoplasmic dynein complex; cytoplasm
Molecular function (GO): dynein intermediate chain binding
Source: RefSeq, a predicted model, not a curated record
ACGAGCAUAUCCUUUAAAUGACUAUGCAACACUUACAAGUACAUGUAUGAUAGAAAUACGAGGGUCGUGCUCGAUUUCACAUCGAAGCAAUUUCCAUUUUAUCUUGAUUACUUAUCCAUUGCAUCUUGUUUUCCUUUGUAUCGAUUGAGGGCAAGAAAUUACCAUUAAAGUGUGGGUAUAUAGCCAUUUAAUAGAAAUUCUGCUGCCUUUUCUGUUUGCCGUUCCUCCAGUGAAGUGCUGCUCAUAUAUGAAAUCUGGAUUUCAAAUUAAGCAUUGUGUAGCUAGGACAAAUCUAUUAAUCGCUUUGUGAUAAACUGUAUUGACUUUAAGAACGAAUUUGUGCGUAUCAUUACAUCAGGUGGAGAUUUUCUUCAUGGAGUGUUCUAAACACUAAGACCAAUAUUUACAUUUUAAUUCUAACCCCGUAAAAAAUUGUUUAAGAAGGCCAUUGCUGUGAUUUUGUCUUCGCCCGACGAUCGUUUAUGAUAUUGGUGUCAGGCGCGAUUAUUGCUAAAUCAAUCUAUCUUCCACGAUAAAAGGAUCCAACGUAAAUAACCGACUGACAAGAAGCUCUCGAGGAAACCGUGUACUAGAGGGGCAAUAUUUCAAAUAUGGAUGGAAAGUUGAGUGUCGACUUGUUGAAAGUUCACAAUGCUAAUAUUAAAAGAGAAAACACGCAAGAAAAAGGAACUAUUGCAUCCUCCGUCAGCAACAUGAGCGGACCAACGACCACCAAACUGAAUAGGCGGGACCGUGUUUUCGGGGGCGGGACAGGGAGUACCAGAGAACGGUCAGACAAACACUCGGACACUAGCAGUAAGAUUUCCAGUAUUCCGGGAAAUCGGUUCUCUAGAAUCAAGACAAAGCUAAGGUUACAUACACUGUUUAGUGGUGCUAUUUCAAAACGGUCGGGAUCGGAAAAAGGGGUACCCACCCGAGCAUUUGAGAAUACUUACAAAGUUGAACCAGACGAUGGCACGAAAUUUAACCCCCAGAAGGGAGAACAGAUCAUCAACAAUGUAUUUUCCAUGUACUUGAAAGACAGAGUUUACGACGAGAAGAAAUUUCCACAGUUGUGUAAAACCCUGUCGGAUUUAAUCAAGGAACGUGUGAAAUUGUCGGGAGUCAAACGGUAUAAAGUGUUAGCUUAUGUGAUGGUUUUCGAAAACAAGAAACAGAGCAUUCACUACACCAGCCGGUGUUUGUGGGAAUCAAACCUCGACAACUUCGCCUCCGCAACAUACAAUGGAGCAGAUUUUGUUGCCAUAGGAACAGUUUUUGCCACAUAUUAUGAAUGAAUACCGUGUGAUCCUAUUUUGCUUUUGUGAAAUAGACCAUUUUAUAAAUCAGUAUGUGAUAUUCAUUCCACUAAAGAAUUUUUUUCAGGACAAGGUCAUUCAAUACUUUCGUGUUAGUGAUUCUCUUUUGGAACACGCCACGACAUAUUUUGAGUUGGCAUACAACAACUAGAUUUUACAUGAAACUUAAGAAAUUGAAUGCGCGGAUCCAGUAUUUUUUCGGGGGGGGGUCGAAAUUUGGUAAGAAAAAGAAACAGGCCUCUUAAAAACUAACCAAAAAAAAAAAAAAAAACGUAGAAGGUUGCAUUCUACUUCAUUGGUUCAAACUUACAUUUCACUACCUUCUACUAAUUGUCAUAAAAAGUAGGAGGUCCGAUUUGGACAAAGAUAUUCAAUUGAAAUAAUUUCGGUUUCCCUGUUUUGAGAAGAGGUUGCACGAUUACUUUUCGGUCAAUUUCUAAUACUGGUCUAAGACUGCACCAAAGUAAUUAACUCUAAUUAAGGCACACAGUUACAUACAGCACCGCCACUCUAAAGAUUACAUUGUCCUGAAAGUAAUUGUGAAAUGUAUAAAUAUCCCAAUCUAUGAUUCAUCAUCGAGAAUGAAUGAAAUUGUUACACCAAUCACCAGUAAUUACAUGUAUGUAAAUGAAGGAAAGAUACCAAGCAAAUUGUUCCUGUAUACUUUCCUUUGGGAAUUACACUUUGUACGUAAUUAGUUCAUAACUUUUUUUUUCAUAAAUCAUGAUGGUAUAUACUAGAUCCGCGCAUUCAUUGCAUGCAAUAGUGUUUGUUACGGGUAUUUUGACGUUGCUAUCCAACAGUGGAAUACAAACAGUGUCGGGUCGAUAAAACCAAGCCUUUGAAAGUGGCGUGUGCAUUACUUUUCCUAAUUGGUGCAGAGAUAGUUUUUAUGUUUAUUGCAGUAUAAAUCACGGAUUCAACAUGGGGGAAAGUCGCACACUUCACUUUACACGGGGUGACAUUUCAGAUUAAAGGCGGCAAUCACAAAAUCAUAAUUUGUUUGUAAACGACUCGAGCUUUUCGUUUUUAUGCCUCUCUCGUUUGAUCCUUUUAAAUUGAUGUAAUGUUUGUUGGUCGUCGGAGAAACGGCCCUCGGGAGAAAAUUAUACUGCGCCUCGAUUAUCUGCUUGUUUGCUCAGUAUGUUUAUAGCCCAUUGUCCUUUAAACUUCAACCCUCGCGCACGUAGACUUUGUUAAUGAAUUAAAAUAUUCUGUCAUCGAUAUGACUUUCAAAAUAUUUUCACUUUGUGUAAAUCAAUAUUGUUUUGUUGAUAUAUGAAUCUUGGUAUAUCUAUAGCUUUUGUAUUUUGUGUUCUGAACCUUCUUAUAAAAGUCUUGAAGCUUAAAGUCAUCAAAGAGGAAACAUAAUAUCGUGUCUGAUCGAUCUGUACGUGAAGCCAGUAGGUGCUGUAAACAGCCGGUGUUACUGUGAUAGUCAGACUUGUAUGUAUUAUUAAGCUUAUUAUUUAAAAUGCAUUUUACAUGAAUAAAUUAUAACAUUAUUGAAA